Messenger RNA from Magallana angulata, 2999 nucleotides. RefSeq names its product RING finger protein 207-like. Lineage: Eukaryota; Metazoa; Mollusca; Bivalvia; Ostreida; Ostreidae. Gene Ontology annotation, molecular function: zinc ion binding. Bases 436 to 2550 code for a protein of 704 amino acids. The record is from RefSeq and is a predicted model, not a curated record. The transcript has 2 exons.
GAAACAUAUUGUUAUAAAUGGUUACCAAUGGAGAAACGAAUUCGGAAUUAGUAAAUAGAAAGGGUAUUAAAGCAAUAUUGCGCAGGAUCGAUAAAUAUAAGAUUUGUUUGGAUAAAAAACCAUAAAUUAUUCACACAAAAAUGCGGACAGUGCUUUUUUUUUUACCAUUAAUUGUAUUUAAAGGUAUUCGUUUAAGUAAGAUUGCCCCCGACAUGAUAAGUACGUGCCCCAACUUUUUUUGUUGUGUAUUCACGGUUCCAGUUUGGACAACGAAAUGCACAUGCUUGCAGUUUUCAUUACUGAACAGUCUUAAAGGAGAAAUUGCAAAAUAUCUCAAGGUUAGUUGGAGCUAUUGAAGUUCUGUUCUAAACAGGUUCGAAAGCCAUUUCCUUUUUUACAAUCGGAGCCUUUUAGAAAGAGGCUGCAGCGUUGGACAUGAACAACGGAUCUGUGACGUCAUUAAAAAAAAAUAAAAAGGACCCGGAUGCAGAUAUUGACGUUUUCACGUGCCCUCUCUGCUUACGUCACUACAGCGAUCCCAAACAACUGGACUGUCUUCACAAUUUCUGUGAGGGAUGUCUCAAUACGUACAUCACGUCCAAGGAAAAGAAAGACCUGCUCGAUGGGAAAUUCACAUGUCCAAUUUGCCACAUCCCGACUUCCAUUUCCGUUCCCGAGUCUAAUCCAGAGACUUGGACAGGACAACUUCCGGAUAAUAGUCUAAUAGCAUCCCUUGCGGAGGGAGUUCCGUUGAACAGCGAGACGCAGGUAUGUACGCCGUGUAAAAGGGAGGGAAAGACAUCGGCUGCGAAACAUUGGUGUAGGGAUUGUUUCGAACCUCUCUGCGAGUUUUGCAAAGGAAUACAUCGUAAGAUUAAGCAGAUAACGGGCCAUCGCAUCAUUCCUCUUGAAGAGGCCCGAAAUAAACCCGGAAAUCGCCGACUAGAACCGAAAACUGACGAAACAUGCACAGAACACAAGGGCAAAACUGUCGAGUUGUUUUGUCCGGGGCACCGGAAGCUUUGUUGCGUAGUGUGUUUUGCUACGAAUCACCGAGAAUGUCACGGAAUCAAAAUGAUUGACGAGUUAGUUACAGACAUCAAGAGCACGGGGGAGCUUGCGGAAGUCGUAGACGCCAUGACUGAAAUCGUACACAGAGCAGACGAACAAAUCGCCGACAAAUCGCAGGCAACGACGUUACUGAAUCUCAAGUACGCCGAGCUGACCGAGAAAAUCGAGCUUUUGACUCAGAAGGCCAUCGAGCGCCUCGAACUUCUCAGAGAGGAAUCGCUGCGUCGUUUCGAAAAAUUCCACAUCAAAGAAACGAAGGCACUCGAACAUCGAAUGUCUGUUCUUCAAAGCUCGAAACUUGCAAUGGAUCUCGAUCUGAAAUACUUGGAGGCAGUGGCAAAACACGGAAGUAGCUCGAUGUUGUUUAUAACGUCAGAAAGACUGCGUCAUCAAAUUGGGUUUCAUCGCGAGAUUCUGACAGUGGAUAAAGAAAAGGCCGAAGACUUGGACUACAGAUUUGAAUUCAAUGAACACUUUUUGGCAACGGCUGAGAAAAUCACGUCACUUGGAAAACUUAGAGUUAAACGAUCUAACGUGGAGGAAAAUAAUCACGUCAAUGGAGAACAGGGCCUUGAACGUAACGCUCCAGUCAUAGAUCUCGCCUCACGGAGUCUGGAAACGUACACGGUCAUGUCCGGGAAAAUCCCGCACUCGAUUAUGGGAAAUCCGGAACCGUUCAGCCUGAAGCUGAUCAAAGAAAAAGACUACAACGGAUCGACUCCUAACGAGCGGCGGAUCGUCUGGUUCACUGGAGGAAUGUUCAUGGCGGACGGAGUCCAUUUCCUUAUGGCGGACUACAACAACCACAAGCUGAAGAAGUUCAAGAGGGAUGUCUAUUACCCCGUAAUGGAAUUCCCGCUCGAUUCGGCGCCUUGUGACGUCACAGCAGCAAACAAUGAUGACGAAAUUAUCGUUACUCUACCACACGUCUGCAAAAUAGUGCAUUAUCGUAUCAACAGUGAGGGACUUAAGUUGCUGGGCGCUAUCACCACGCACUCGGCUCCGGAAGGCGUGGCGUCUAUGGGAGACAAGAUUGUCGUGUCGUUUGGGGACUGUAUCAAAAUUCUCGGGGAGGACGGGGUUGAGAUCCAGACGAUUCCGACGCUAGAGAGCUUUACUUACACUGCCCCUGUGGUGGUGUCACGUGAUAACCAAAAGAUCUAUCAUCGGGAUGGAGAGGCUAUCGUGUGUAGGUCAACUGAAGGGGAAGAAGUAUUUAGAUAUCAGGACCGAGCUCUGAGAGAACCGGCUGGGUUAGCUUUGGAUUUCGAGGAUAACAUUUACGUGUGUGACUGCAAAUCGAACACCAUUUUCCAGGUGACGUCAGACGGAUCACGUGGUCGGGUCGUCCGCUCCGCUCGGGUUAAUGUCGGUAGUCCGGUGGGGAUCGGAUUCGAUCAAACCGGAAGAAGAUUAUGGGUCACAGCCAACAUAAGGAGAUCCGGGCAACUGCUGACCAUGUUCUACUUAAUAAAUUGAGCACUCAAAAUACCAUUUAAACAGAACCGCCAUCGAAAAGUGUCAUACAUGUUGUAUGCCAGAUUAUAGUGUAAUACGUGAAUUCUUAUAGUUGUAUUUAAUUUAUUCAAUAAUUUAUUGAAGUUGUGUUGUCAGUGGUGAAUGAUUGUAUACUGUAAACCAUUUUUUAUUCGCGUGUGAGAAAUUUUCGCGAGGUUCGCGAGGAACUCGUCGUCGCGAAUAUUUCUCACCGCGAACCAGUCGUAGUAGAAUGGUUGUUACAACAAGACGGGUCUGGAUUAGGCUUGGUCGCAAACUUUAGUCGUCGCGAACCAGUUUAUCGGAAGUGUAUCGCGAAAUAAAGCCGUCGCAAAUAAAAGUUGGUUUACAGUAUUUUUGAUAGAUUCUAGAAUUUUUAAAAUAUUAGCUUUAACGAAUAGGCAUGAUUAUAUUUUUAAUAUAUUUCAUUU